Molecule: messenger RNA, 4386 nt
Organism: Verticillium dahliae VdLs.17
Lineage: Eukaryota; Fungi; Ascomycota; Sordariomycetes; Glomerellales; Plectosphaerellaceae
Product: virulence sensor protein bvgS
Exons: 5
Coding region: 1-4386 (1461 amino acids)
Biological process (GO): phosphorelay signal transduction system; regulation of DNA-templated transcription; phosphorylation
Molecular function (GO): phosphorelay sensor kinase activity
Source: RefSeq, a predicted model, not a curated record
AUGCCGUUGGCCAACGACCAUCACCACGACACAACCCGACCGAUCUCGCCUACAGCCUCUCCCACUUCCCUCUGCGGUGGCACUCGCCGCCCCUUCUUCUCUUCUGUCGAGCCUGCAUCGUCGUCGUCGUUGUUGUCGCCUCUUUCUGCCACCUUUGCCACAGGCCCUGGCGCUCCUGGGUUUCCCUCUUCACCAAUUACGGCGCACUCGUCCGCUUGGCCAACAUCUCCCCUGCCAGGCAAGCACCACCUCUCCACCUCCUUACCACCAUCCUCUGGCCCGCCUGCUUCCUCGCCUCGCACCGACGUCCGCAUCCACUCUUUCGCCCUCGAUCGCCCACACGAUAACGUUUGCCGAUCCGAUUUUGCUGUAAACACCCACGUUCGCGACGACGACAUCAGCAGCGAGAGGCAGAAAAGACGCCCUCACCACCUGGCCGGAGACGACUGGUCUUCUGCAGUCAGUCGGUAUGGUUUGACCACAACGCCGACACCUCGCGACACUCUUUUCUCCACCUUCCCCCACGCCUCCACGACGUGGCCGCCGACAACCGCCCGGUCGACGUAUACGAAGCCUCAGCAACCCUCCCGACGACCCAACCCGCUCCCAGCAAAGCGGCCGUCCGAGGAGGAUACAGCACGGUCUGGCGCCAAGUCGCCACCACUGAAGAAACCCCGCACUCGUCUGCUGCCGCCGCGUGCCAUCGAUCUCUCCGGAGUCCCCAGGACACCGACAGCAGCCGCAGCUCUUGCACUGCUGAAGAGCGAGGGCGUCACUUCACCCCUGUUCUUCUCAAACUCGCCCAAUCCCAUGUCGAGCCGUGCCCCGUUUCUUCCGCCCACAGAUGCGGCCGCGGCGCUCCUGGCUCGCCUCCGCGAGGAGAAUGAUGUCCGCACCGUCAGGCUGCCCCGUGGCCAUGUCAGCUCCGCGAGCCCGGCCCGCUCCGGCAGUACAUCUGGAAGCGGCAGCUGGUCCUCCAUCGAGCCCGGAGGCAGUUCUUCGAGAAGCCCCAGCAGCCAGUAUCUACCCCCUGGCCUGCAGCUGCUCAACGGCUGUGGCGUCAUAGAGCUGCUCGAACAAGACGAGCGGCCGACUUUUAUCAUCGACCUCGCCAACCCCGUCAAUGGCAACAAUCUCUCGCUGCACCUAAUCUACGCCAAUGCCUCUCUCCGAGCCUCCAGCGGCGUCCUUGAACUUCUCUCUCUCGACGGCGAGAAGGCUGAACAGGAUCCAAACUACACCAAUUUCAAGGCAUGGGUGAUGAGCCACACGAAAAACAACGAAGGCAUGGAUGUCUGCCUUUCCUCACAUCUAUAUGGUAACAUAAACUGGACAUGUUCGACAUUGCGCAAGAGGUUUCGCUUCGUCAGUGGCAACACUAGUGCCGUGUCAUUGAUGCCCUCUUCGCCUGGCACGGCCAAGGAGGCGCAAGUGCUCGAAGAGCGCACCAGAGGCCCGACGCCCACCUCGAACGCCUCCAACACACCGCUAGCCAACGAACCCGACUAUUUCGGUGUCGAGCUGCAACCAGAGAUAUCCAUGGAUUUGGUUCCGACCGGCGAUAGCGCCAUGCAAAACGGUGUCGACGAGUGCCUCGAGGAGAGGCACCACAGCGACGAAUUUACGCAGCACGUUUUCAAAGCAGGUCUCCUGCGACCAUCGUUUGACUGGACGCGGAUCACUAUAACACCCGAACUCAGUGAACAUAUUCUCUUUGCCCGCAAUACCGACUGGGGCGCCACGUCGCUCGGUCCGCUAGAGUAUUGGAGCGCUGAUCUCAGGGCCAUGGCCAACAUGGUCAUGGGUAGCCCGCAUCCAGCGGCCUUGUACUGGGGUCCUGAAUUUGUCACUAUUUACAACGAGGCCUACAUUGAGCUCGCCGGCCAGAAGCACCCCUCUCUUAUGGGCAUGCGCUACGCCGAUGCGUGGAGCGAAAUUUGGGAUGACUUGCAACCUAUCAUGCAGAGCGCGUGGGAUUCCGGCCAGUCUACUCUCAAGAAUGACAAUCAGCUCUUCAUCGAUCGUCACGGCUUCACCGAAGAGGCCUUCUUUUCAUGGUCGCUCGUGCCCCUUGUCGGCAGCGAUGGUGAGGUCGUCGGAAUCUAUAACCCGGCCUUUGAGAACACCAGGCGCAAGGUAAAUGAACGCCGCAUGCUCACGCUGCGCGAGGUAGGCGAGAAGACGGCAGCAGCCCGUGACGUUCGAAGCUUCUGGCCACGCGACGACAGCGAAAGCGAAAUGUCUUCGAUGCAUUCUGGCAGCGUCGCGCAUCCCCCGCUACUUCAAUUGGAGGGUGCCAUUGGCAUCAACGAGGACCAUCCUCCCCCCCUUCCCGAUCUCAACCUGAGAGCCUCGGACGAGGCUUCGCCCCCUAUAUGCGACAAUCGAUGUCGAUGCACGGCACGCCCGUCGUUCUCUCAGCGGAGGCAGCUCUUCAUCCACCUGCUCUCCCGACAGCUUGCAACCUCGCUGGCCUCUGUUGUCCUUUUCGAAGAAGAGAUUAAGCGAGGGCAGCGCGCUGCCAGACUUGCCGCGCUUGACCGCGAGGAGCUACGCACUGAGCUCAUUCUGCGAACGCAAGAAGCUGUCGAGAGCGAGUACAAAUUUACGCGGAUGGCUGAGUUUGCCCCUGUCGGCAUGUUCAUCGCCAACGGCGCGGGCCAGUUCAAUUUCGCCAACGACACGUGGUGGCAGAUUUCACGACACCCCCGUGGAGAGGACAGUACAGACACCUGGAUGCAGAGCAUUCGAGAUGAGGACCGGGCCGGCGUAGAAAUGGUGUGGCAGGCGCUUCUCACAGACAAGGUAGCCAUUACGCAUGAAUUCAGAUUCAAGUGUAGCCGCCAGAACGGCGACAACACCAUCGACACGUGGGUGUUGAUGAGUGCCUUCCCCGAACGAGACGAAGAAGGCAACCUCAAGAGUAUUUUCGGCUGCAUCACAGACAUCUCGUCGCAGAAGUGGGCCGAGGCCUUCCAGAUGCAACGCAGAGAAGAAGCCGUCGAGCUCAAGCGCCAACAGGAGAACUUUAUUGAUAUCACGAGCCACGAGAUGCGCAACCCUCUGAGUGCCAUCUUGCAAUGUGCUGAUGAGAUUGCCAACACGACGGCCCGCUACCGGGAGCGUCCAGACGCUCAACCCGUCCAGACGCUCCUGGAUGUCUGCACGGAAGCGGCGAACACGAUCAAUCUCUGCGCCAGUCACCAGCACCGCAUCGUCGAUGACAUCCUGACACUUUCCAAACUAGAUUCGCAGCUUCUUCUCGUUACGCCGGUCGACGCGCACCCUGUCAACAUUGUCGAGAACGUCCUCAAAAUGUUUGAGGCCGAGGUUCAGGCGCACGACAUUGAGCUCCAGUUCAGUACGCUGUCCGCUUACACCGACUACGGCAUUGAUUGGCGCCGCAUUUCCAUAACCUUGACGGCGUCUCGAGACCUUUCCGAGGUUAAGGAAACCUCGCUGUACUUCCCCAGCCGCAGGAGCGAUCUUCGCAACCUGACUAGCGACAAGGACUGGGGCGAUGGCGACGAGAUGAACCUGCACUUCUCUGUCCAAGAUACAGGCCCCGGGUUGCGGGAAGAGGAGAAGAAGAUUCUGUUCCAAAGGUUCUCCCAAGCGUCACCACGCACACACGUGCAGUAUGGCGGCUCCGGGCUCGGGCUCUUUAUUUCUCGCAUGCUUACCGAGCUGCAAGGCGGCCAAAUUGGUGUGGUUUCAAAAGAGGGUCUCGGUAGCACCUUUUCAUUCUUCAUCAAGUGUCGCAAAACAGCCAUGCCCGCGGAGGAGUCGAACGUGGCGGCGAACCGCGCAGCCCGGCCAGGCAGGGUCUCGACGCCCACGACACCCCCACCGCCGACAAGAAUGAUCCGCCGUCCGUCUCACCGUCCGGCAGCGGACGCUUCACAAUCGCCGGGCCCCGUGCCCGCGUCCGGCCCAACACCCUCCAAGACGGGCCAUGAUGUGCUCAUCGUCGAAGACAACAUUGUCAACCAGAAGGUCUUGCAACGGCAGCUGAAGAAUUGUGGCAACGUUACGCAUGUGGCCAACCACGGCGGCGAAGCUCUGGACGCCUUGAAAAAGUGUCGCUUCUGGACAGGCAAGGAGAGCGAGGGCUACCAUCUGAGCGUCAUCCUGAUGGACCUCGAAAUGCCCGUCAUGGACGGCAUGACGUGUGCCAGGCGGAUCCGUGAGCUGGAGCGAGAAGGCGUGCUCAUCGACCACAUCCCCAUUAUUGCAGUCACAGCAUACGCUCGGCCUGAGCAGAUUGAGGAUGCAAAGGCUGCGGGCAUUGAUGAUGUGAUAUCGAAACCGUUCAGGAUACCAGACCUGACGGCCAAGAUGAACGAGCUUGUUUCCAAGUACAGCAAGCUGAUCGUGAACAACUGA